This is a messenger RNA of Dipodomys ordii (Ord's kangaroo rat), 1490 nucleotides long. Its product is annotated as transmembrane protein 200B. The record is from RefSeq and is a predicted model, not a curated record. The coding region runs from base 153 to 1073 and encodes 306 amino acids. The transcript has 3 exons. Lineage: Eukaryota; Metazoa; Chordata; Mammalia; Rodentia; Heteromyidae.
CGCGCGCGGACUCGGACCCCGACCGGGCCGGGCACGGAGGCGUCAGCUCCAGUGCUGACUGAGGAAGUCUGGAAGGAGGGGGCGGGCAAGGCGAGGCCGGAGUCAGUGACACCCCCUCCUUCCCACGCUGCGAGCGCCCGGACGACAGGGAGAUGACGGCCGGGAGCCCCGGAGACUGCGUGGAGGUGCGGAGGAGCCCCGAGGGCCGCGUCUCCCGCCUGGGCCGCCGCCUGGGCCGCCGCCGGCGCCCGCGCUCCCCGCCGGAGCCGCUGCGGGUGCGGGCGAGGCUGCGGCUGCGCUCGCCGUCGGGGGCGUUCGCGGCUCUGGGGGCGCUCGUGGUCCUGGUGGGCAUGGGCAUCGCCGUGGCCGGCUACUGGCCGCACCGCGCGGGGGCCCCGGGGCCCCGGGCCGCCAACGCCAGCUCACCCCGGGUCAGCGAGCUGCGACGCGAGGGUCGCGGGGCGGGCCGCGCCCACGGGCCGCACGAGCGGCUGCGGCUGCUGGGGCCGGUGAUUAUGGGCGUCGGCCUGUUCGUGUUCAUCUGCGCCAACACGCUUCUGUAUGAGAACCGAGACCUGGAGACCAGGCGGCUCCGCCAGGGGGUGCUGCGGGCGCAGGCCCUGCGGCCCCCCGACGGCCCGGGCCGGGACUGUGCCCUCCUCCCCAGCCCCGGGCCCAGGACUGCCGGAGCCCUGGGCUGCGCAGAGCCAGAAAGUUGGGACCUGUCCCCGCAUCGGGGCACCUCGCCCGUCCCGUCAGUGCGGAGUCUGCGUUCAGAGCCUGCUAAUCCUCGCUUGGGGUUACCUGCCCUGCUCAACAGCUACCCGCUGAAGGGCCCGGGGCUGCCCCCACCGUGGGGUCCCCGAACCCAGCCUGGCCACGUGAUCAUCACAGUGCAGCCCUCUGGUUCCUGUAUUGAACAUUCCAAGUCUCUGGAUCUGGGACUUGGGGAGCUCCUCCUGGGGGCCCCAGCCGCUCGGGACUGUGCUCACCGAAGCUGGCCACGGCUGGACCGCCUCAGCCUGGGGGGGUAUGCCAAAUUGGGAGGAGGAGACUUGGGGGCCCGGGUCUGAGAAGCAGGCAAACACCUGCUAUGAGGCAGCACCAUGGGCCGUGGUUAACAGGACCGGAGGACCGGUGGUCCAAUGUCUAGUAGUAGCUGCUUCUGUCACAUCCCAGGUCAGGAUGGAUGCUCUUGACUCCCGCAGCCACUAAGGCCUCCUGACCCAUAUGUGGGCAGAGAAAUGCCGGCUGCACUGGGCUCAAUGAGCGGGCCAGGCGUGUUUUAAUGUGCAGUGCGGAGACCAGCAUGACUCGGCCUCAGGAUUGUCUUCUGCCUCUACCUGUGGCCUUAGCCCCGGACAGGUACCUGAGGGGGGUGGAGGUCCAGGCCAAGGUGAUCAGGAGAUGCAUGGGGUUUGUUUAAGUGGGGGGCAAGGACCCUUAAGACUUGGAAGGUAGGUUGGGAGGUUUCAUCUGCACUGGUGAUG